Molecule: messenger RNA, 737 nt
Organism: Caenorhabditis angaria
Lineage: Eukaryota; Metazoa; Nematoda; Chromadorea; Rhabditida; Rhabditidae
Source: the annotation of a GenBank genome assembly
AUGGAAUAUCCUGCAAAACUACGAUUCGCUGUCAGUUGUUCGAGUAACAUGAACAGAAGUAUGGAAACACACAGCAUAUUGAAGUACGUUUUUAGAUAUAAUGGUUCUUAUAUGAUUUCUUAAUUUCCAGAAAGCGUGGUUAUAAUAUUGAAUCAUAUGGUUCUGGAAAUCAAGUUAAAAUGCCAGGUCCAACUGUCGAUCGUCCGAAUUGCUAUGAGUUUGGUGCAACAACAUAUGAUCAUAUUUAUAAUGAUUUGAAAAACAAAGAUGUGGGAUUGUAAGUUUUUUCAGAAUAGUUUAAAAAAAAUGAAAAUUAAAUUUAGGUAUACUCAAAACGGUCUUCUUAACAUGGUUGAUCGAAAUCGACAUAUCAAACCACGUCCACAACGUUUUCAAAUUGAAACCAGAGAAUUCGACGUGGUAUUUUGUUUAGAAGAAAGAGUUUAUGAUCAAGUUGUAGAUCAUCUUACAAGAAGAGUGAGCACUUCAGGAAAUCCAGUCCAUAUUAUAAAUAUUGAUAUCGAGGAUAAUCCAGAAGAAGCAACAAUUGGUGCAUUUUUUGUCGCUGAAAUUUGUGCAAAAGUGAGUUUUCAAAACCUUUGACUCCAUUUGCAUUUGUAUAUUUUUUUUAGCUAGAAAGCAGUGAAGACGUAGAUAAUGACAUCGAUCAAAUAUUAACUGACUUCGAAGAUAAGUUUACUAAACGUAAUAUGUUACACACUGUCUGUUUUUAUUGA